Molecule: messenger RNA, 1568 nt
Organism: Lampris incognitus (smalleye Pacific opah)
Lineage: Eukaryota; Metazoa; Chordata; Actinopteri; Lampriformes; Lampridae
Gene: hemk2
Product: N-6 adenine-specific DNA methyltransferase 1
Exons: 7
Coding region: 169-825 (218 amino acids)
Biological process (GO): methylation
Cellular component (GO): eRF1 methyltransferase complex
Molecular function (GO): S-adenosylmethionine-dependent methyltransferase activity; protein methyltransferase activity; nucleic acid binding
Source: RefSeq, a predicted model, not a curated record
CGUGAGUCGAGUGGGGACACGUUCAGCGAGCCCAUCUCGCUUUCGUCUCGUUUCUAGGAAGGUUAAUAUUUAAACACGGGUGCUGAACUAGCAGACAAGUGUCCCGGCUCCAGAGGAAACCGCUCGGUCCGGGAGAACCGUGCACGGUGAAGACCAGGCGGCUGCUUCAUGUUCACCAUGUCCGCCGGCUAUCCGACGCCGGUUUACUCACACGUGGGCCGCGGAGCCUUCCGAGAGGUUUACGAGCCUGCGGAGGACUCGUUCCUCCUCCUGGACGCGCUGGAGAGAGACGCCGCGGAGCUGCGGCGCAUGAGCCCAUCUGUCUGUGUGGAGGUGGGCUGUGGUUCAGGAGUGGUGUCUGCGUUCCUGGCGUCAGUGGUUGGAUCAUCAUCUUUGUACUUAUGCACUGACCUGAACUCUGCGGCAGCACAGUGCACAGCAGAGACGGCUUCCCGGAACGAUGUCUCCUUACAAACAGUCGUCACAGACCUGGUGGGAUGUCUUCUUCCAAGGUUGUGCGGAAAAGUGGACGUUCUUCUGUUCAACCCUCCCUACGUGGUCACACCCUCAGACGAGGUUGGAAGCAAAGGCAUAGAAGCUGCCUGGGCUGGUGGGAGACGUGGCAGAGAGGUGAUUGACAGAUUUCUCCCAAUGGUGACACAGUUGUUGUCCAGUAAAGGGGUAUUCUACCUCAUUACCAUAGAAGAGAAUAACCCAGAGGAAAUCAUCCGUUUACAAGGAGAAUGUGGUCUCCGGGGAGUCUCCUGUCUGUCCAGGAGAGCCGGUAAUGAGAGGCUGUCAGUUCUGCGCUUUGAGAGAUUGUGACGUUAAAUGAAAAGUCCACGUCCGCCUCCAACAGAACCAAACAAGUCGAGGAUGAUAUUCUGAGAGGAUUGCAUGACCUCAAAAACAGAACUGAGAAAGAAGUCAUGUGGAAAAAUUGCAGGGAACUUCCUUUGCUCAAUGGGACAGAGUCCUGGGGAAUGGACAAAAGUUGCUCAAGGAGAAAAUAACUGUCCCUACAAAAGCACAUCAGAAAAGGAGGCGUGGCAAUGGCUGAACUUAAUGGCACAAUGAACUAUGGAGUUUCGCCAGGGGGACGUAGCGCAGGGGAGGGUCACGCUGUUUCCCCUCCACCCUGAACAGGUGCCUCAACCGACCAGACAAGGCGCUAGUGCAGCGACCGGGACACGUAUCCACCCACCCACAGACACGGCCAAUUGUGGCUGUAGGGACGCCUGACCAAGCUGGAGGUAAUACGGGGAUUCGAACCGGCGAUCCCCAUAUUGGUAGGCAACGGAAUAGACUGCCACGCUAUCUGGACGCCCCCAUAGUUGUGUCUUAAAUAAAUCCCCCUGUAUAAGUUGACAACUGUGCAAACUUCAUUUUAUUAUGUAUUAGUGUGAUUUUUCCCACAGAAGAGAAGAAACAAGGCGGCUAACAUUUCUUCAAGCAUGAGAGCGACUGAGUGCGGGCUGGAUCAAUUACCCACUCGUUCUCUCCAAAUGUGAAUAUUUAUACAAUAAAGCUGAAUGAUAAGAUAAGGUUGUAGUGGCUGCCUUCAUUUA